AAAAAAUAAAAAUUUAUAUUAAGUUCAUGGUCAAACUCAUCUUAUUUGAAUCUCAAAUGUAAAAUAUAUCACAUAAAUUUAGACAGAGCUGUGUAGUAUAUACUCUACAAUAGAGUAGAUGUUAGUUCUCAGGAAGGGAUAUGCAGUGGCGACAAAAGGCGGAGGAAGAGGAAGAGGUGGGCUGAACAACAUGAUGAUGAACAAGAAGCUGAUCAAAGGAGGUGAUGUUGUUGUUGUUCAAUUAGCUCCGAACUCAGCAUGGGUGCCUGACCCCGUAACUGGUUAUUACAGGCCGGAAAAUCAAGCUGAUCAGAUUGACGCUGUUGAGCUCAGGCAAAUGCUUCUGAAGACCAAAUUCACAGGUCACUAACAGACUUGAGUUAUCUGAAAAUUACUGUGUGAUGUUUUUACUUGUUCUUUGAUUGUAAUGGGAUUACAAUUUUUUUAAAGUAUAUUGGUGCAAGCUAGCUGAUGAGGUAUUUUAAAUC
Capsicum annuum is the source of this 488-nucleotide messenger RNA. RefSeq names its product late embryogenis abundant protein 41. The coding region runs from base 119 to 370 and encodes 83 amino acids. Gene Ontology annotation, cellular component: mitochondrion. The transcript is spliced from 2 exons. Gene Ontology annotation, biological process: response to stress. NCBI's taxonomy places the organism in Eukaryota, Viridiplantae, Streptophyta, Magnoliopsida, Solanales, Solanaceae. The record is from RefSeq and is a predicted model, not a curated record.